This is a messenger RNA of Symphalangus syndactylus (siamang), 7095 nucleotides long. RefSeq names its product zDHHC palmitoyltransferase 21 (gene ZDHHC21). Gene Ontology annotation, biological process: protein targeting to membrane; peptidyl-L-cysteine S-palmitoylation. Lineage: Eukaryota; Metazoa; Chordata; Mammalia; Primates; Hylobatidae. The record is from RefSeq and is a predicted model, not a curated record. Gene Ontology annotation, cellular component: endoplasmic reticulum; Golgi apparatus. Gene Ontology annotation, molecular function: protein-cysteine S-palmitoyltransferase activity.
GAUUUUACAUGGUAAUAUAUUUUGGAAUUAUGUGCUAUAGUAUCCUUGGAGUCUUAUGCUUAGAUGCACUUGUCAGUUAGCAAAUGUAGUUACUUUAUGUUUAUUUAAAAGUUUUUAUACUAAAUUUUAACCAAACCUGUUUUCUUAAAUAAGACUUUUUCUAUAGAGAAAAAUAAUCUGUAAAUAAUAUGAGUUUCAGAAACAUCUUUCUGAAUCGUAAGUCUUACAUGGCUUUACAGCGAACCCUUCUGUACUUCGUUUUUAAAAAUACUAAUUUUAAAAGCACUUAGUAUAAGGAUAAUAUAUAGUGACAAAGAGGCCUAAAUUAAACAGUUAGUUUGUAAGUUUAGUGUCUCUUAGGUUAUCUUUAUUUUUAAGUUAAUUGAAAAGAAUUUAGAAGUACAUGGUUGUUGAUAAACUUAGAAGAACACAUAAAUAUUUGAAAGCCUUCCUUUUCACUACUCCUUUCUCUCUCAGCCCAUUGAGAACAGUUUGGCUGGUCUGUUUUCUUGCAGUCUUUUCUUCCUGCGCUUGUGCAGAAAUUACUUAUGCACAUACCUGCAUAUUUUUUCUAAUAACACAAAUGUUAUAUAAACUGUUCUAUAAAUUGCUUCCCCAACACUUAAUUUUGAAAAAUUUCAAACAGAAGCGUUGGAAGAAUUUUGUUUAACAUCUGAAUACCUAUCACUUAGAUUCUUAACUAACGUUUUAACACAUUUCAGCACAUACUCAUCUGUCUUUCUGUCCACUAUGUUAUUAAUUUGGGGGAUUCAUUUCAAAGUAAAUUGCAGACGUCAGUAUGCUUCCUCUCUACAUAAUUCAGUAUACAUAUUGCUAACUAGAGCUCAAUAUUGGUUUACAGUUUCUUAAAGGUAAAUUUACGUACCAUGACAUGCAACAAUCUUAAGUGUACAUUUGCUGAGGUUUAAUAAUUUCAUGUUUGUAACUCAUACUCCAUUAUCAAUAGAAACAUGCUUAUUAGCACCACAGAGAGUUCCCUCAUGCCUCUUCCUGGUCUGUCUCUAUCCCUGUCUCUUUCCAGAAAAAUCAAUUAAAGUCUGUUCCCUCUCCACUCCUAAUGGAUUUUGCCUAUAUCACUUGCUUUAUUCACUCAGCAGUAUGUUGUGGGUCAUUAUAUGCAGAUCUAAAUCUGCCUUCUUUUCUGCCUUAAAAAAAAAUUGCAAUAGUUUGGAAAUAGUCUUACACUAUGGGUGUAUUAGAAUUUAUUUGAUCAUUCCCUUUUCUCUACGUGGACAUUUAGAUUGUGCCAUAUUUUUGUGAUUACAGAAAGUGCUGUAUCCUUGUACAUCCUUGUAUGUAUAUAUACAGUCUCAGGAGUACUUUUGUAGGUAAUACUAAAAAUAAAACUGCUGGGUAAAAGGGUUUUAUGUUUUGAUACAUGCUGCCAAAUCGCCCUCCCAGGAUGAUUGUAUCAGUUUACAUGCCCACCAGUAAUGUAUGAGAGUGUCCUUUUUUUUCUGUGCCCUCUUAACGUUGGAUAUCAUCUUUCUAAAAGUUUUUCAAUACAAUAGAUGAAAAAUGUACCUUGUUAUUUCCUAAUCAGUAAUGAUUAGUCAUUGGAUUUUUUUCCCUUUGUGAAUUGCUUCGUUAUAUAUUUAUGUUGUAUGCCUCUUGUUGGUCAUGUCUUGUAAUAUUUUUUCCAGGAAUGCUUUGUCUUUUAACUUUGCUUUUCAUGUGUUUUGGGCUUCAGAUAUGUUAAUUUUUAUGUGGUCAGACAUGGCUGAUGGGUCUUCAUUGUGAAGGCCUUCCUUAUUCCAAGAAUAUAAAACCACUUGCUAUUCUAAUAGUUUUCCUUUUAAUGAAAUUUAGAAGAAAAACAUAAAUCAUUGUGAACUGAAGUGCCAGGGAAAAUUUCAAAUGGAGAGUGAGAUUCAAAUUGGCCUUGAAGUCUGAGUUGAAUUUAGAUAAGUAAGCAGAAUGGUAGGCACAUUUCAUACAGGAGGAAUGGAUGGAAUAUCGUCGAACAGUGGUAACAGAACCACUUAGGCUGAGAUGAAGAAUCAUAUAAAACUGUAAGCAUAGACAUACGUGUUCGGAUAGAUUUCUUAGUAAUUAUUUUGGCUAAUCUUUAUGCUUUUCUAAAAUCUACCUCUUGAUGUCACAGUUUUCUGUCAUUUUCAUGGUGACUUGAGUAUUCUUCUUGAGGAGAAUAUAUGGUGAAAUACAGUUGCCUGAAAAGGCAAAAAAUAGUGGUAUUCCAUUGGAAUAAGUUGAACAUUAUAAAUAUUUAUUCAGUCUGGUUUAUUAGAGUUAAAUUAUAAUUGUUUUUAAAGUUUGUGCUGUAGUAAUUUACAUCAUUUAGUCACUGUAGUCAACUAUAGUUACCAGAUAGCAAUUUUAUAAAAUGUUGAAGUACCAGUAUAUCCACUAGUUACUUAAUCAGAGUUUUGAGUUAUGAGCUCACCAUUUAAUAUACAAAUUAGUAUGUCGGAAUCUCCAGCUAAUGAAAGUAUUUUAUGAAUGCUGUCCUUAAGACCGAGUAACAGCAUUGUGUUCAGUUUGGUUGUUGCUCAGAAUGUGUAAUAGUUUCUCUUCAGCCAUAAGCCACGCCUGGUAGAUAUUGAGUGGAGAGAUCUUGCACCUCUUCCAGUUACGCAUUUGUGGUUUGUCAUCUGAUUUGGAGCACUUGGAAGAUCACUGUUUUGUGUUCUGCGACCCAAUUGAGAGGAUUAUGUGGAGCUAAGUUUUACCAAUCAGACUGUUCCUUUAAGCAAAGACCAUGCCUUCUUCAUCAUUGUAUCUGCAGUGUCUAGCAAGUGAUGGGUGUGUAGUGGAGGCUAAGUGAAUAUUUGUUGAACUAAGAUCAUCCUUCCUUGUGGGUUAGCAGGCAGUUAUAAGAUUGCAAAAUGGGUCUCCGGAUUCACUUUGUUGUUGACCCACAUGGUUGGUGCUGCAUGGGUUUGAUUGUCUUUGUUUGGUUGUACAAUAUUGUUUUAAUUCCCAAAAUUGUCCUCUUUCCUCACUAUGAAGAAGGACAUAUUCCAGGCAUAUUAAUAAUAAUAUUCUAUGGCAUUGCCAUAUUCUGUUUGGUUGCCUUAGUGAGGGCCUCAAUAACUGAUCCAGGAAGACUCCCUGAGAACCCCAAGAUCCCACAUGGAGAAAGGGAGUUCUGGGAAUUAUGUAACAAGUGUAAUUUGAUGAGACCAAAGCGUUCCCAUCACUGUAGCCGCUGCGGCCACUGUGUGAGGAGAAUGGAUCAUCACUGUCCAUGGAUUAACAAUUGUGUUGGUGAAGAUAAUCAUUGGCUCUUUCUGCAGUUGUGUUUCUACACUGAACUUCUUACUUGCUACGCACUGAUGUUUUCUUUCUGCCACUAUUACUAUUUUCUUCCACUAAAAAAGCAUAAUUUGGACCUCUUUGUUUUUAGACAUGAAUUGGCCAUAAUGAGAUUAGCAGCCUUUAUGGGCAUUACUAUGUUAGUUGGAAUAACUGGACUCUUUUACACUCAACUAAUUGGCAUUAUCACAGAUACAACAUCUAUUGAAAAGAUGUCGAACUGUUGUGAAGAUAUAUCGAGGCCCCGAAAGCCAUGGCAGCAGACCUUCUCAGAAGUUUUUGGCACUCGUUGGAAGAUCCUGUGGUUCAUUCCUUUCAGGCAGAGGCAACCACUGCGAGUUCCCUACCACUUUGCCAAUCAUGUCUAAACAGAUGGAUGGUGGGCACAGAUGGGUCCUCCAUGCUGGAAAUGCGUUACAGGUUUUAUGAUAAUAGAACUAUGACAGUCUUCAAGUCAAUUAAAAUCCACCCACCAAUCUUAGGCAUCAUAAUGUGCCCCAGGCUUUAUUUUAAUAGUGAUCUUGAUCCUGUUGUGGGACUAAUACAAGAUCUAUAUUUAAGUUUUAAAGCAUGUUUACUUUCAAAUUAGCUUUCCACAGGGAUUUCUUGAAAUGCUUUUGUUAUUAAACUCAAAAGGCAGUGAUUAGGAUGAAAUAAUUGUACAUAAUUUAUUUUAGUACUGACAGUGUUACAGAUUCUAAUUUAUGGUAAAUUUCAGAUGUUUAUUUAAAAUUUUCACUUUUAAACAGUAACCAAAUCUAAAUUUAUUCAGGUUUUACAGAAGUUGAUACACCUUCUUAUAGUAUAGGUAAAUUUUCUUUUUCAAAUCCAAUUUAAAAUAACCUUUCCUUUUAAAUGUGCUGUAACAUUUUUAAAAAUGCAGCAGCAUAGGAGUGAACAACAGCAACACAAAACGGGCAUUGGUUUCCUCGGAGUGGCUUGCUUAUGUUUUCUUCUUUUUUCUUCACCAAAACCAACAUAAAAGUACCGCUGAAGUAAAACACCAACUACCUACCUUACUAUAAAUGAAAUGUUAAAAUUUUUUUCACAAUAAUUUUUCAGUUUUCACCAUUACUGUUGUAAUUAUUGAUUGUGAUUAAAAUAUUUGCUCCCAGGAGAACUCCUGACCAGUGGGCAUGUAUUCCUAUUUUACCCUAAGAUUUUAAUGAGCAAAAAGGGGAGAGAAUUUGCAAUAACUUCACAAUUACCUUUUCUAGUGCAGUUAUAUUAGAAUGCAUAUGUUUUUAAAAUGCUAGUAUAACUAGAUAAUAUAUAAUGUACAGUAUAAAGAGGAAUAUUGUGCUUUUGAAAAGAGUAUACUUUUUACUUUUAUUUAUGUACUAGUAGAUGUAAAAUUUCACAUUGAAGGUUUAUAGAUAUUGGCCAACUCAUAUGGAAAUUUUAUUUAUAGGAAGCUGCUACUAAAAAAAGUCACUAACUUUGUGUGCCUAUAAUCCCUAAAUUAAAAUUUAAUUUUAAUUGGCUGUCUAUAAUUUGCAUUGAGAGACAUUUUCCUAAUAGCUAGUGUUCGAAAGUGACCCUAAAAUAAGAAAAUAUAAUGAUCUGUGUUUUAUCAUUAGCCUUAUACAAAUGUAAAUUACUAAUAGUGAUGUUCUCUUGCAAGGCAUAGAACAUUUGUAUGAAAAGACAUUUAGUAUGCUUUGAAAAAAACUCAGCUUUUAAUUUUUUUCCAUUGGAAUACUGCAAAACCCAUAUAUCUUUUUAAGAAAUUUAUGUACUCACAGUCUUUCCCUUGAAGAGAAGAUUGAAAAAGUCUACUGUUCAUGAACCAUGCUAAUAUUUUCCUUUUAGCUAGUUUUGAAAAUAAAGAACAAUACCUGGGAAAUAAUUAAGCAGAAGGUUACCAUUGUUUUCCAGUUGGCUAUACUGUGGUUAGUUCUUUCAGAAAUUGUAAAUAUCUUAUAGCAUAUUCUGAAAUAAUAGAGUAAGUUCUUCUCAGAGAUGUUAAUCUCAUGUUUUUCAUGUUCUAAUUAGAAUACUUUAUUACUUACAAACUCAGAAGUGGCAGACGAACAUAUUUAUUGGUACUGAAAAGAGACGUAGUAAAUUAAAUAGAAGAAAUAUAUUUAUAAAGCUUAGUGAAACACGAAAUUAGAAUGUCCAUGUCAGGCAAAUGGGUUUGGAUUUUGUGCAAGCUAAUUUGGCCACAUUUGGCCUGGUGAUAGAACUGUCUAUACGGAAGUAAUAUAUAGAUAAUGUAGGUAGAUAUCAGUUGAAUGCCUUAUAUUGUAUACAUUCCUUUCAAAUAAGGACCUUGAGAAAACAGCAGAGCCAAGUGAAGACCCCCUAAAGAACUUUGUGGCUAAUUUAUACUUCAUGUAAUAGCAGUAGGUACACUGAAAGGUACUGGGCGGGGUCUCUUUCCCACUCUGAUGAUUUGUGUUCUUAUUUUUCCUAGAUUUACCACUUCUAGGGCAUAUUCUUUUCCCUCUUCCUCUUUACCUUUCCUGGUCCUGAUCCCUCUGUACUCAGUUACCCUAAAUUAUUAGACUACAAACUAAUACACUAGAAAAGCAUACACUUAUUUUAUUUCAAUGGCAGAAAUGCUAUCUAUCAGUAUAUUUACAUAAGAAUGUAUAUUAAAGUAUAUCUAUAUAUACUUACACUGUAACUUUCAAUAUUCCCCAGUUAGCAUACCUAACCCUCCUGUGGGUUUUGUUAAUUCUUGUUAGACUACUAGAGAAAAACCAACUGGCAGUUUGCUAAGCGUAUCUACUGGUGUUCUUUCUGCGCCCUCUUUUGGCUAAUUGAUGUAAUUAUACUGGCUCUAAAGAUUUACUGCCCCAUAAGUAAAUAGUAUAGCCACAUUCUGAACAUAUCAAAACUACAAACUUAGGAGGAGUGUAUGUACAAAAAUGUAAAAUUUUAUGAAAAUGAACAUGUUUUUAUGAUGUUAUUUCUAGUUCAUAAGAAUGUGAUGACUGCUUUGCUUCAUUUAUGUACAUUCCCAUUCUUGCUGUCAAUCAAUCACAAAUUUAUAUCAGAUUAGGAUAAACUAAGCCAUUUUAUGUAUUUUAUUUUAAACCUUAUUUUGGCAGAGUAAUUCCUUAGAAUUGGAAAAGCUGUUACUUUAAAAUUACCAAUUUAUUACAAAACAUAGAAUGUAUUGUAGCUACGAAGACAACCAAGCAUUUACUGUGUUUUAAUGAAUAUCUAAAAAACUACAUUUAGUUUAUUUUACUCAGUUUUGAGAUGAUUUUUUUACUGGCUCUGUUGCCUUAAAAUAACUAAGAGAUUAAUGAUUCUUUGUAUAACUUUCCUUUUCUUUUCUUUGUUCUUUUUUUUACAUUUCCCAGAGUUAUAUCUAUAGUUUUAGUAACCAAUUUAUUAUGUAUUCUGGAUAACUGUGAAAACAACUAAAGGUGUUGGGCAUUAGAAAAUAAUUGUGAGCAGUAAGAUUACUGAUGUAAUAUGUAUUUUGAACUGAAGUAUUUCUUUAUAAACAUUCUAUUUGAUUUUAAGCAAAAUGUAUGUUAAAGCAUGUUUUAACAUCAGUAAAGUCAUUUGUUGGCCUUCUGGAAAUGAAAGGUUUUUACCUAGAUACUGUAAGUUACACCUCCUUAACAAUCAUAUUUGUCAUUGUUGUUUUCUGCAAACAAAAAUGUUUAUGGGCUUCAUGUAGGCUUAAGAUUGUAGGCAAAAAUGGACUGAGUUGAGGACCCCUCAAGCAGUAGGCAUUUAGUUAUAGAGCAGUUGGUACUUUGUAACCCAGACUUAUAGUUUAAAAAUAUCAAGUUAGCUGAUGCUUCAUUAUAAUAAAAAUACUAUUUUGCUUCA